UCCGCAUCUUCAUCUUCUACAACAACCAAUUGUUUCUACCUACUCGAGUAUCGACUAUGGCUUUGUUACUUCGCCAGACCUUUCAAACGGCCUUCCGACCUUUCAAACUUAGCACUAUCCUCUCUUCUCAGUAUUCUGCCUUUUCGUCUUGCCGCAUACUCAACUCUCCCCAGCCACCAUCUGAUGCCGCAUCAGAUCGUGAUGCCAUGCGUCGAGAGCGAAGGCGCAAGAGGCAUAUCGAGAGAUGCCAAAAUGACUCCGAGUUUCGAGAAAAAGAAUUGGAACGCGCCAGGGCAUAUCACAAGAUGCGCAAAGCAAAGGACACUGAAUGGCGUAGAGAGCAUCUGCUCGCUCCAACCAGACGCAGGUUAGAGAACAUCCGUGCAGAUCCGUCUUUGUAUCAGGCAUACCUAGCCAAAAGUGCCGCAUUCUUCCACAAAUAUCGUCUUGAGCAGCCGAGAUAUCGAUGGCGAAUUGCACUUUACGGUUGGUUCAACCGAAAUAAAGACCAUCUGUCUCAAUUCACGUGGAAACGUUGGGAGCCCAUCUACUACCCUGAAAAGGUCGAGCGGACGUGCGCCGCUUGUGGUGAGUUGAGGUUGUCUGGUACAAAGCUCUGGUUUAGGAGAAAGUCGUCCGACUCUGCUUCUGAUUCUCAGCAUGAAUACGACUGCUUUCCUUGCUAUGCCUUUUCAGAUUGGUCAAGCAUCGCGCCGAUUCAGACAAUGGGAAAAUAUCGUUUCUUUGAGCCCAGGAAUCCUGAACUCAUUGCCGUGCGUGAUUCGCUCAAAUCACCCAAAUCCGCACAACAGGAGGAUCCCAAAUGAUCUUCUCUCUGGCGUGCCCUCUUUGGACCAUCAUGCCAACAUCAGAACAAUCAUGCAUCUUGAUGGCUGUGUGGCGAGGCACAUACCGGACUACCAUAUCGAUCACAAGGCCACUUCCACAGUUCAAGCAGUACUCAGGACCAUGUCU
This is a messenger RNA of Aureobasidium pullulans EXF-150, 975 nucleotides long. RefSeq lists its product as uncharacterized. The coding region runs from base 57 to 827 and encodes 256 amino acids. The transcript has a single exon. The record is from RefSeq and is a predicted model, not a curated record. Lineage: Eukaryota; Fungi; Ascomycota; Dothideomycetes; Dothideales; Saccotheciaceae.